Messenger RNA from Tricharina praecox, 1082 nucleotides. RefSeq names its product GPI biosynthesis protein Pig-F. NCBI's taxonomy places the organism in Eukaryota, Fungi, Ascomycota, Pezizomycetes, Pezizales, Pyronemataceae. Gene Ontology annotation, biological process: GPI anchor biosynthetic process. The transcript has 2 exons. Gene Ontology annotation, cellular component: endoplasmic reticulum membrane. The coding region runs from base 125 to 832 and encodes 235 amino acids. The record is from RefSeq and is a predicted model, not a curated record.
GGCCCGUGCCCAGCAUCCGAAUGCGGCUUAAUCUCUUGACAAGCCGUGGAACCGAAAGUGUCAACUUCACUUCACUCCGGCGACCUCUCCUUUUCUGUUCCCACAUCCAACAGCACCGCCAACAAUGCCUUCAGCAUCAGCACCAACGCCGUUUCUUCCGUCUGCCCUCACGACGGCAAGUACACAUCUUCACACCGUGUCGCUUCUAAGCAGUCUCGCGCUUCACCUUCCGGACCUAAUCGCGUCACCGAGCCUGACCCUGACACGCACCGCGCUCCCACUGGCCGCUCUGCAAACUGUCUACCUCGUCCUCACCAGCACUUCUACCACACCCACAACCCCCAAAGCCAUACCAACUACACCGAAACCUGCCUCCAGCGCCCCAAAGCCCAAAAAGACCGUCCGCGCUAAAAAAGCUGCUACUGUGCCCUUCGCCAUCCUCACCGCGCUUGCCUUCACCUUAGUUGUCGGGGCACCCCUCCUCUUCCUACUCCUUGUCGCCUUCGGCGCGCCGGUGACAUCCCACCAUGCCGAAACCCUCUCCACGGCAGUCCACCUAGCCCUGCUUACCAUCUAUCCACUGUCUUUCACCCGCGGCUGGGAUGCCGGGAGGUGGAGAGAGAUCCUCGCGCUUACUGGCGAGGUCGAUGAGGCUGUCGUUGGCGCACUGGGCGCCUGCGUCGGCGCGUGGGCCGGCGCCGUGCCAAUUCCCCUAGACUGGGACCGCGAGUGGCAGAAGUGGCCUGUUACCAUCCUGGUGGGGGCUUAUGCUGGGUAUGCGCUGGGGAAGAUGGUGGGAGGUGUGUGGGCUGGAAGAAAGAUGCCGUGCUAGUCGUACUACGGCGGAUAGAAGUGUGGUAAUGGAUGAUGUGUAGACGACGGGACUUGGAGGAAUGCACAGGGAUUUGUUUCGCGUUUGAGGCUCUGCCACUCUCUGCGGGUCAUGGCGAACAAUGGUGCUCGACUCUCACUAGCAGUUUGGUGCAAUACGCACGCGCGGGUACAAAAUAUAUUCUACUUAAAUCUGCUUCACUCACUACACAUAGAUUAAAUACUGUGACGUUUCAGGCAAAGUUAUCAAG